AUGGCAUUCCCAGAGGCGUCACUUUGGCACUUGACGAACCAGUGGCUGGAAUGGGAUCAAGACGAGGUUACACGAAAGGAAAUCCUGAAGUUCAAGGAAACCAAGAAUGAAGCCGAGCUGGAGAAAUGCCUUCGGAACCGUAUUCAAUUCGGCACCGCUGGUCUACGCGGCGAGAUGCGAGCUGGGUUCGCCUUUAUGAACUCUCUCACUGUCAUCCAGGCGUCGCAGGGAUUAGCAAAAUUCCUCAAAGCACGCGACGAAAAGCGUGCCAUUCAGAACGGUGUUGUGGUCGGUGCCGACGCUCGACAUAAUUCGCACAAAUUCGCCAUUCUGGUUGCAAACGCUAUGGUUGCUAUGGGAUUUAAAGUACAUUUCCUGGGCUCAGAAAUUGCGACUCCAUUGGUGGCGUGGGCAACUGGGCAUACGGGGGCGGCUGCUGGUGUCAUGAUUACUGCUAGUCAUAAUCCGGCCAAAGACAAUGGAUAUAAAGUAUACCUUCGUGGAGGCGUCCAAGUUAAUACACCCUGGGAUGCGGAAAUAUCUCAACACAUCAAGGAUAACCUAGUACCAUGGGCAGGCGCUUGGAAAUUCUCAAAAAAUGCACAUUUUGACAAAGGUGCCUAUGCUGAUAUUAUGUUCAAAUGGUGCGACGCCGUUGUGAAAUACGCUAAAUCAACCGUGCCUAAAGUUCUCCUCCCAACGGCAUUCAUGUACACACCUCUACAUGGCACAGGAAGUAUUUCUCUACCACACAUCAUGCAUCAGACCGGCAUCGGCACUCGAAUGCUUUCUGUCGACAAGCAAUUCGAACCAGACCCUGAUUUUCCUACUGUUCCAUUCCCCAAUCCGGAGGAAGACCAUGCUCUUGAUCUCGCCAUGAUAGCUGCCGAGGCAAAUGGCCGCGAUCUAUUGAUUGCUAAUGAUCCUGACGCUGAUCGAUUUGCGGUAGCACAAAUCAUUCCUGAACGCGGAUCCUGGUACACCUUCACAGGCAAUCAAAUCGGCGUGCUAUUCGCCGCUCACAUUAUCGAAAAUCUCAAAUUCCCCUGCGAACAAAAGGGAUACUACAUGCUCAACACCACCGUAUCUACAACAAUGCUUUCCAAAAUGUGUGCAGCGCACGGCAUCCACUACCGCCAAACCCUGACGGGGUUCAAAUGGAUGGGCAGUAUCGCGCGUGACCUCGAACAGGAAGGCUACAAAGUCCCCUUCGCCUUUGAAGAAGCAAUCGGAUACAUGUUCCCGGGCACAAAAUGCUACGACAAGGACGGCUUGACUGCCGCGGUAGUUUUUCUUCUUGCCGAAGCCUACUGGCGACGACAGGGCAUGACGCCGUUUGACAAGUUACAGGAAUUGUUCAAGGAGUACGGUCACCACGAAACAUUUAAUCAUUACUUCCGGUCUCCUAACCCGCAAACAACAGCCGAUUUAUUCAACAAGAUUCGCGCCGGAAAUGACAAAUGGAGAGCAGGAGAGACAUUUGGCCAAAAGACCAUAUUCACAAUUACCCGCUGGCGUGACAUGACGUUGGGCUAUGAUUCAGCGACUUCAGACAACAAGCCUGACUUACCGGUCGACAACGGAAGUCACAUGAUAACUCUCUGGCUCGAUAAUGAUAUCGUAUUUACCUUGAGAGCAUCGGGAACCGAGCCCAAGGUUAAAUUCUACAUUGAAUCCUGGGACGUCGAUCAAGACGUAGCCAUUAGUAGAGUAUGCGAUGUCUUUGAUGCAAUCUUGUCAGAAUGGAUCAAGCCCUUGGCACCUACGAUGACAUGGGCAGACGAACUUUUCACAUCUUCAUCCCAUCUUUACGGUAGAAGUUUGGCCGAUUAAACUCAAUCUUGGUCCGUUUCUAGUUAUGACUUGGAUAUUUGUUCUUCGGAUUUCUGAGGAGUUUUUGAUCUGGGUGGGCAAAAAAAGAUUACGAAUGGUGGGAGGUAAUAUCUAGUGGAUCAAGUCUAUGUUACACACACUGUAGUCAAUACUCUCUAUCAAACAGAAAAAUGAACAAAAAGUCCAUAGAAUUCUACACAAGAAUAACGAAAUAAAUAAAGGGAAAAACACAUUUCCUCUCGCUAGUUGCUAGCACAGUAAUACAUAGUUUGUCAAAAGAUAUUGCAAGAAACUUUCCACCUGGAUCACGGCGAAUUUGUUAGGGGAGAAAGAGAGAGAUGGAGGGAAGAUCGGGAGGAAGAUUUUAUGGAGAAAAAGAAUACAGGUAAUUAUCUAUCUCGUCCCCAGAUGUCAGACUAGGGUUCGCCAUAAUGAGAAGGCAGGGUUUCUCUUGUUUAGAAGUGGAUGGCCUUGGAGUAGGUGGCCAUAGCGGCCUCCUUGAAGGCUUCGGCGAGGGUUGGGUGGGCGUGGCAUGUGCGGG
Molecule: messenger RNA, 2374 nt
Organism: Talaromyces stipitatus ATCC 10500
Lineage: Eukaryota; Fungi; Ascomycota; Eurotiomycetes; Eurotiales; Trichocomaceae
Product: phosphoglucomutase, putative
Exons: 9
Coding region: 1-1833 (610 amino acids)
Biological process (GO): purine ribonucleoside salvage; carbohydrate metabolic process
Molecular function (GO): magnesium ion binding; phosphopentomutase activity
Source: RefSeq, a predicted model, not a curated record